ACGGCGAGUGGUCCAGCAGCCUGGGCACCGACGCGCCUGAUAUCAGCCAAUUGGACAGCUUUAUCAACGAUGUGCUGCCUGAUAACGCCGGAUACCUCGACGUCAGCGCUAGCGACGACUACCGUCGGCUGGCCGACCAUAAGCCGACCAUCACCCACCCCCACCCCGAGCAACUGGUCUACAGCCACGCCCUGCCUGAGAGUCCCCCCGAUUCGGGGUCUGAGCCCCUCUCCCCCCUCACCCCCCACUUCUCCCUCCGACCUACAGUCACAGCUGAUGCCUCACCUCACCCCGCUACGAAGAGGCGACGGGGGGAGGCUGGGGAGGUGAUCGGUCUGCAGACCGGCGCAUGCGGCAAAGAGGACGGCCCAGACCCAAAUUCACAAGCUGUAAGCAUCUCUAAAAUUUCUCCUCUGUCAAUUCCGAGCCGCGGAUAUGCCAAUGAAUCCUUGCCUGGCACCGCCGGGGCUCCGCCGCGUCCUACGGGCACAUCGGGUCCUACUCGGACGCCAAGCCUCUCCAUGCCUGCGGCUCAUAUUUCGCUCUUGGAUCACAGAAUUCAUACUCAGUUCGAUGUCACCCGAGCUGUUAAGUCAGGAACGACAGAUCUGGGCGCCACCUCCAUAGAUUACACCGAAAAUCUUGUAGAUUACCAGAGCUCGUGUAACGUCGGACGUGUGGCGUCUGUCACACAACAAUUGUCUUCUCCAGCUUUGCGUUCCAUUACAGUAAAUGAGAAAUACCUCGGUAAUUCAUCACUGCCUGAUUAUGAACGCUUUCGCUACGGAUGUCAGAAUCCCAAUUUUUCUCGCGAUCACCAAGCAUCUUCUAGCAUCACGUCACAAAAGCCUUCUAGCAACGGGGGUCUAUUUUCUCAUGGUGGUCUGGAGCAAAUGAAUCAAGACUCGUCGAUGUCGACGACCUCAGAAGAUCACUCAAGAGACCCUGGGUCAGGCAGCGUUCAUGACUGCGACUAUGGCGCCCAGCAUAGCCUUCAGUUCGUCCCCUUCCAGCCGGCCACGUGGUGCGCUCUCCUUGAUGCCGCCACUCAACAGAUACCGCCGCCGACGCUGGACGUGAGCGCUGACAAGGGCUUCACAUUCUCCGCGGUCGACGACGCCUUCGUGUGCCAGAAGAAAAAUCACUUCCAAAUUUCCAUUCAGGCUGAGGUGCUAGCGUCGCCUCACUACGCGAGAGCGGACGACAAGACGCUGCCGCUCAGUCACUUCCAGCUGAACUUUUACGGAGUCCGCAGUGAGAACCUGGAGCAGAAGAUCAAAGUGGAGCAGAGCCAGAGCGACAGGAGCAAGAAGACUUUCCACCCUCGCAGGCUUGAGCUAGUGGCGGACCGGGUGUCUCGGGAAACAGUUGUGCGGCUGCAUUUCUCCGAGACGACGCACAAUAAUAUGCGCAAGAAGGGGAAGCCCAACCCCGAGCAGCGCUUCUUCAGGCUCGUGGUCGCCCUGGAGGCGGUCAGUGGGGAGGCUGUGCUCACCGUCGUCAGCAGGGCUUCUGGCAACAUCAUCGUCAGGGCAAGUAACCCUGGUCAGUUCGAGAGUGACGUGGAGCAAGCGUUCGUACGAGGGGCGGCGCCCGACAGCCUCUACCACGUCGGCCGCGUGGGCAUCAACACCGACCGUCCUGACGAGGCGCUGACAGUCCAUGGCAACGUCAGACUCACAGGGCACCUCCUGCACCCCUCCGACGCUAGGGCCAAGACCCACAUCAAAGAGCUGGACACCCAGGAACAGCUCCGGAACGUGCAGAGCCUGCGGGUGGUCAAGUAUCAGUACAGGGAAGACUUCGCGAGACCCGCCCGUCUGGAGCGACUCUGGGACACGGGCGUCAUCGCGCAGGAGGUGGAGAAGGUCCUGCCUGACGCUGUGGGGAGCAAAGGAGACGUUCUGCUCGCCGACGGCAACAAGAUUGAGAAUUUCCUGGUUGUCAAUAAGGACCGCCUUUACAUGGAGAACGUAGGUGCCGUCAAGGAGCUCUGCAAGGUAACCGACAACCUGGAGAACAGGAUAGACGAGCUCGAGAAAAUCAGCCAACAAAUUGCGCGUGUCAGGAGACAUGACAGCCGCCGCUCCUGUGCCUCCCUCAGGAGCACCAGCACGUCGCUGGUGUCAGGCUCCUCCAGGAGCGACGCCGCCUCCCGCGUCUCUGGCCCCGAGAAAGUGUCUUCAAUAACCGGCUGCACGAAGAGCAGCAGCAGCUGCCCCAACACGGCCAACAAGCGGCGGCCAGCACCACACAACGACCCAGCGUCUGCCGAGCACUGCACCAACAAGACCCUGCAGAUGACCACCGUGGUGCUGGUGUGCAUCAUGGCUCUGUGCCUGCUGGCGAUGGCCGCCAUUUACAUCAUGGAUUACAUCGACCGCAGAAGUCAGAACGAUGACGUUACCACUGAGAUUUUUGAGGUUACAACCUCGCUAAGCUACACAACCUCCAUACCGCUCAACCUCUCCUCCCCAUACUUCAACCCCAGCACCACCGCUCCGAUUUCUACUCAACCUGACACGACUUCAACCAUUUCCCAAUUCACUACGAGGUCGACUGGGGCACCGUCAGAGGGCCCCAGCAGCACCGUGAGUCCCUACCAGCCCGUGCGCCCCCCAGUGCUGGGCAAGCCUCCAGACUGCGACGCUGCCAUCAUCGACGACACCAACUGCCCGAUACGAUGUUGCGUUGGCGACAGUGCUGGAAGUUGGAUGCGGCAACCGCUGCGCACCACCGCCACCAUACCUUACGUGCUCGUGACGCGCAGCCACCGUGUUCAGGGAACUUCCGUGUUAUCUCUGGAGCCCAUCAGCAGCAGCAAUUUGGACUCAGCAUUGAUAACGAACAAGCUGUCAACCAGCGACCCAGAUAACUUUUCCCGAGAGGCCGCUGAUGAAUAUGAGUCCAUCAGGUUCAAGCCGCUGCCGAGCAAGAAAGCAAAUGCCCACUAUGGGAUAUUUUCCCGCCACCGCGCACGGCAGGGAGAGUACCAACCUUCCCGCACGCGGAAGAUCAAGCAGACGAUUAGUAAGCGCGAUGUGUCCAGCGGCAAGCAUGUACACCCUAAACAAAAACUUUAUAAGAAUCGUCUCUUGAGAUAUGAAAGUACCAAAUGGAAGAGGCGUUAUAGGAGGCAUUUAGCUUCACAUGUGAUAGCUCCGAAUUGCGACCAUUCGAUUCUAGGGUUUCGGAGGAGUGGAUCAUCAAAAAAUAUAUUUAACAAUAGCAUAGUAAUUCCAAUUCGUGACUACGGCAAACGAGCUUCUAGAAUUCCUAAUAUCAGAUCGGCUUUUCAAUUUACGGAUCAUCAAUUUGUAAAUUACAACUCAACUCCUGGUCUACACGUGGCGGAUUUGUCGGCAACACGUUCCGCUUCUCGCCACAAUAGUGACCAUGAAGAUGAAGUGCAAGAUACGUCCAGGUCAAGGAGAUCUAUUGGCAUGGUAUCACUAUCGCUUUCUGACGAUGGCAGCGAGAACAGCCAGCAACUUUCAGAGCCAUGCCAUCCCGUGAUCACCAUAGUGGAAUUCGACGCGACCAUUAACCACCUCUACUGCAUGAACACAAGCGACGUCAGCCUUGACGAGUGCCUCAACAGCUCCUCUGUUAACAGAACCUACGCCAUUCCUCUCUCAAAGUUCAUGAGUAACGUCAACCUCACCUUAUCAUUCACGUUUUCCAGCCCGGAGUGCGAGGCGACACCCUCCUAUUGCCCGUCCUACAACGACACUGGCUUUGUCCCCGAGUUGUGCACUUUUCCGUGGGUUCCGCUACCGUAUCCUACGGUUACCGUAAGGUCGCCUCUCGAGCUCCUAUUGGCUGAUGUUGGUCUGUGGCAGCGCGUGUCUUAUCCAAUCAGGUUGCCGCUACCAAGUGCUCCGGUAAUGGACGUGAACCUCUGCAACAUGCCUCCUUCACACGUCGGUCUCUCUUUCGUCGAGAUCAAUUUGUUCUUCUACAGAGUCUGCGACGAAUGACGUGACGAAUGGAUGCUUGAAAAAUUAGUGAAUAUGGAAUGAGUGAACGCGUCGGAAGUCGGCCGGAACUGUUUGCCCCUGGCAAAUUCAUUUCGCUCUAAGAAAUUAGUUCCUAUGACCAUAAUCUUUUUUUAAUUCAUUUAUAAGAUGUGAAAACCAAUUAUGAACAAAUAGAUCUUUGUUUGUUAUGCAGACCAUCACAUCACCACACAACCUUGGUGAUUCUUUCACAGGGAAAGCAUGAACUAUGGCAUAUAAAUGUUGUUUGAAAAUAAUAGGUUAUUUCCGGCACAAUUAAACGUAUGCCUUGAUUCCGUAGCAUCCCGUCCUGAUGUACGCUUGGUCAUAAACAGAAAAUAUUACACAAAAUUUAUGCAGCCAUUCAUCGUCAUUCAUUUCUGUCACUCUAUAAUGUUUCUGAUUGGUCAGUACCGAAACAUUAAUUUGCAGUCAUGAGUGCUAAUGUAAACCGCUUGUUCAACAUUUGUCGCGUAAUACGACAUGGAAGAUACGAUCAGUUAACGGACAGGUUAUUUGAACUAAUUUUCACCAUAACUAUUUAUCAAGCGUCGUCUGUGUUGCGACGUUCAGGUCUCUUCAGGAAUAAAGUCAGGUAUUCAGACUCGUUACGGUGAUGUUAUUGUGUUGUUUUGGCUCCCCCAUUGUUGUUAUUUGGUGUAUUAUAAAGUUGGAUCUUGUGAGUACUUUACAUCAUACGAUCUUUGUUUAAUUUAAGGCAUGAGUAUUGAGUAAUCAGUAUUAUUUGAUUAUCAAAGCCUGCACAUCUUACUUUUACUAAUACUUUUUCUUAUACUCAUUUGCCUCAUCUUCAUCCUUCACUCGUAGUAAUGAGUGAGACUUUGUCCAAAAAGCUAUGAAUUUUCAUGUGGGUCAUCCUGACCCAGUAAAGCCAAGCAAAAAGCGUACCGUGCCACGUCCACUCCCUGCUCGCCCUGCGGGUAAGAAUGUGUAUGAUUAUUCAGACAAUAACCAAUUCAUUUUUCUUGUAGUUAUUUAUUCUUUAUGCCUACACAGUCUGUUUCUCGGCGAGUUAUCUGAGCUAUCUUGUUAAGGAGUUCAUCCUUGUCAUGAUAUUUAGUCCUUGUCAUGAUUUUUGAUAUUUAGAUUGAUUAUUUUUCAAUCAGAGUCGUUUGAAGCCCGGCUAUUUUGUCAGCCAUUUGUAGCGACCAAACAUUAAUAAGAUUACAUAUAUAGGCGACUUAUUGGUGCCUGCGCUUAGAGGCGAUGAUAUCAAGAGGAUUCCAUGGUCUGUAAUGUUAUUCCUACGAGAUUUUGAGUCCGUAAAUUUAGAGUUGUGAUUAGUAAGACUUCUAAUUUAUUUAUUAUAAUAUAUGAUAGACUUAAGUGAAGUCUUAUUUCUUAUUAGGGAAUAUCUGUUCAUUACAUGAUCUGCAAUGCUGUAGCCGCGGGAAAACUUCUCAGUUAGAUACUAAAAUGAAUUGUAUGUUACCCGCUUUAUAUUUAUUACACAAUGCUUAUAUUUGUUACAGA
Messenger RNA from Hyalella azteca, 5492 nucleotides. RefSeq lists its product as uncharacterized. The record is from RefSeq and is a predicted model, not a curated record. Gene Ontology annotation, molecular function: DNA-binding transcription factor activity; sequence-specific DNA binding. Gene Ontology annotation, cellular component: endoplasmic reticulum membrane; nucleus. The transcript is spliced from 22 exons. The annotation marks the transcript as partial. NCBI's taxonomy places the organism in Eukaryota, Metazoa, Arthropoda, Malacostraca, Amphipoda, Hyalellidae. Gene Ontology annotation, biological process: protein autoprocessing; positive regulation of DNA-templated transcription.